GGCCGCGAGGUCGCCCUCGGAAGGCGGCGACGGCACGAUUCGGGUCACGUAAUCCACCGUCGUAAGCAGACGAAACUUCACUAUUGUAACUGCCUGUGUCCUGCGCGCGCGCCCUGGAUCGUCCUGGAAAUUGGCGACGGUUCGUGAGAGCCGUUUCCUCGCGAAACAGGAGAUGGAAACAAUAUUUGCGAUCGGCUAUCGGGAUUUCGAAUGCGAGAACUCUGCGUCGAUUCAAAUGUUCCAUGCGAACUUGAAGAGCGGACUUCGAGAACACGAAGCGUAACAGUAAACACCAUCGUGCGGCGGAAAUUCCUACGGGGAUAAAUCCGAUGGGCGAGACCAGGCGGAUCCAGACAACGCUAUGACUCAUGAUCUGACGACUACUUUAAGAAGCGAGCUGGCAGCCCUUGAAUAUAAACGAGAUAGACUUAUGUCCGAGUUGCAGGAGAUGAAGACCGUCGUGAGAUCGCGGGACCAGAGGGUCGUGGAAUUGCAGGUGGAGACCGAUCAGCUUCGCGAGCAGGCAGCCAGGCAAAAUGCUGUCAUUUCCAGUCUCAAGAAGCGCAUUCAGGAACUCGAAGAGAGAGAGAGGAACCUCUACUCGUCCCAGGGGAGGAGUGAGAUCACGAUACAAGGUCUGCAACGUGAUGUAAAAUAUCACGAGGAAAAGGUCAGGGAGUACGACAAGAAAAUUCGACAAUUGGAGCACAAUAUAUCCGAGGAGAUUCAAUUGAAGGAGCGCGCCCGUCUGAAUCUGCAGGAUUUUGUACGAAGACUGGCACACGCGUUGAACGUCGAGUACAGCGAGGCGGUGCAUCACAGUCCGGAGAUGGUGAUUCACAAGGCCGAAGAGCUCGUGCAAGAGGUGAAUCGACUGCGAACAAAGAGCAUGAACGUCGAGACCCAGUUGACGGGCGUCGAGGUAGAUUUCAGAACCUGCAGAGACGCUCUCGAUCGUGCCACUACGGAAAAAGAGCAGUUGCAGAGACAGGUGUCCGUUCAGCUGGUCGACAUAGAUCGUCUGCGUCAGGAGAAGGAGUGCGUGGAAAUGCAAUAUAGGGUCGCGGAAAAGGAAAUAAACGACCUGAGGGACAAACUUGUGAACACGAACAGAAGCUUAACCAGCGCAACGGGGAACAUAUCCAAUCAAGAGGCGCUGAUCUGCCAAUUACGAGAGGAUUUAAAAGCUCGCGAAGAGAAGACGCAACGAGUGCAAAACGACCUGCGUCACCUUCUAGAGUCCUUGGCGAUCCUCGUCAGUACACCCAAUCGAUUCGUCGAGUCUCAUGAGAACGCGAUUAAGGAUCGUGUCCGAGAGAUCCUGGCAGACAACAAGGAUCAGUCGCUAAAAAUACAAAGUCUUCGAGAAAAGGUGAACUCGGCGACGGAGUCGGCGAAUCGACAGAGCGAGUUGGUCGAAUCCACAAUGAUGAAGGUGCGCAGUCUGGAAGAUGAACGCGCCGCCCUGGAAGCAAAGAUACACAAGUUGGAAUCUGAACUUACGAGCAGUGAACUCUCCAGAGAGUCUUUACGCAGAGACAAGCAGACGUUUGUGACCUUCUUGGACCGACUCGGCAAGGCGAUGCAGAUGGACGAGAUCUCUCAAGAAAUCGGGCUCGAUCUUCUGACGGAGUCGCUGUUGGUGCGGGCCGAGCAGCUAGCCAGACUAGAGACCGACAAGCUGGUUGACAAGUAUUUGUGCUCCAGCUAUACGACCCUACCGAGGAUUCGGCGCGAGCGAUCGUUCCACGAGCUUCCUUGUCUCAAAGAAACUUCCGUGGUUUAUCAGUUGCAACGUCGGGUCCGAACUUUACGGGAGCAAUUGCAGCGAAGGGACUUACAUCUGGAUCUUCUACGCAGAAAAUUAUCUCUGCAAGAAGACAGCGUGAGGAUGAAAUCUCUGUUGCAGAGCGAACGCGACGAGGCGAACAUACGCGCGAAGAAGCUAGCAAAACAGGUCGAGCGAUUGCAAAUCCAAUUGUCGGACGAAAAAUCGCGGAAUCGAGAGUUGAGCGCACAAUUGACGGAAGCCGCAGAUUAUAAGAUAGCCGCGCUGGAACGCAGCCGUAAGAUAGACGAGCUGCAGAAGCGUCUCGUCGAGAGCGAGAUGUUGAGAACGCGUUAUAACAGAAAAUUGACGAUGGCGAAGGAGCAGAUGAGGACUACCGUGGAGACAGCCGAUCAGGAAAGAUCGAUAAACGACCAUUCCUUGCAACUUCUUCGCGACGAGCUCACUCAGGUUAAGCAAAAUCUCUCCGACGUCACGAGGAGAGAAUCCCAGCUCCAGAGCUUCCGCGUCUCCGUGGCGAAGCUAUUGUCGGAGCCAAUCUGCACUUCCGAUUACGAGAUCAUUUCGCGGCUGCAGAAAAUGGUCGCUGCUCAUCGCGACUUUACGAUGCUGUCCCGCAGAUAUGAUGAGCCUUUGGAAACGAGUCCUUCAAGAUGCACCAGCAUUCAUCCGGUCCAUCCCCCAAGAUCGCCCGGUUCACGCUGCACUCGUUACGAGGACAGCGGUUUCGCGGACCCACCGGAUCUCCACGACAUCGACGACGAUUACAACAAAAGGCCGGUGAGGAGCAGCCUCCUUCCGUGACACCGGCCAAGGUUCAAAUUUUAAGCGUGUUCCUGGGGGCGUGGAGAUUAAACGAUCAUUAGCGUCCAAUCUACCUCCUCGGAAACUUGAGUUUCCGAUCUCGGAGCCGUAGCUUGAACGAUGCUGCGAGGAAUAACUAUACGUUUCGCAAGUGCAUCGUAAAGCGUUACGUUUAUCUCGCGUAAACGACCGACUUUUACGGGAUAAAGAGGACCAUUCGCGCCUAUUUCUAUUCGCGAAAUAUCGUUGCCUUAUAAAUUAGACAGCAGGCGUGCCGUAAGAUCGCUCGCACGUCGAUCGAGCGAUCGAAUAGCUCGCCCUGACACCGAUUCCGAUGGAAUAAGCAUGAAGAAAUAUCGAACCAUCGAUCCGUGCUAUUACCGAAGGACUGGAAGAGGAAAUCGAGCCGACGCGUUCUCGUGAAAUUGCAAUUUAACGCUAAUUAUUAUCGGCAAGCGUGAGAAAUUUCUAACGGAUCGCAUGGAAAUGCGAUACUGAAUGUCGACUGUCGUAUAAACGAAAACUGUCGGAAGUGUUCAGGACGCGAAAAUUACGCGCGUCCGUAGUGUUUAAGAUAAUUUAUUUCGGAAAUAUUUACAAGCCGGCCGCGCGUGGCGCAGACUUUGAUUUAUAUGUGAAUAAAAUAACUAUUAUUCAUCUAUACAUAUAUACAUUGCUCCUGAAAAAAGAUCGUCUGGAUGUGCCAUUUGAAGCAAGCAACGCGGAAUCAUUAAUAUGCAUCAAGAAUGAAAUCGUAUAUCGAGUAAGAAUAAUUAAACAUAUACAUACAAAAAUUAAUUAUAUGAAACACGUGCAGAUGACGUCAUGUAAAAUGAAGAAAAAUUUUAUCUUAUAAGAAAGCCAGUUUGUGGAGAAUUAUGCACAGAGAUUUGGAAUACGACUUAAAGACUGAAUAGUAGAAUUUAAUUGCAUUCUGUGACAUGUUUCUUACAUCUUAAUUUUGUUUGCACUUAUUCCACAGAAUAUUCACAAAAUGUAUCUGCCCACAUUUUAACGAAGACCUAAGAGUGUUCAUAAAUUAAUUUAUAAAAAUUUUAAAAAUCGUGUAAUUUUUAAUCAUAAGUUAUACUUGCCUCACACUUCCGUUUUCAAUCUUUUCCACGAUGAAGU
Nylanderia fulva is the source of this 3724-nucleotide messenger RNA. Its product is annotated as coiled-coil domain-containing protein 170. NCBI's taxonomy places the organism in Eukaryota, Metazoa, Arthropoda, Insecta, Hymenoptera, Formicidae. The record is from RefSeq and is a predicted model, not a curated record.